CACGUUUCUGUCAAGGGAACCGCGAUACAACAAUAUGCCGAAUAACGUCGAGACCAAGGGAUACACGUACAGCCAACUCGGCGACAGCCAUGACGAGUCCAGUUCGUCCCACGGGCUGGUUCCAAGCAGCACGCAAAGACGGAACUUCCAUUAUCUAUGGACCGUAUUGACGGUCAUCAACACGCUCGUUCUCGGGACCAAUCUCAUGCUACUAUGGCAAAGGCACAGCAUCUCCAAUCCACAGCAGCAAGUGGAAGAGCCAUUGGCCCCCUUCAUGUCGAGUAUCGAUCGGACGCUACACAAGAAGACAUUCAAUGCUUUCGAAUAUAAUGUCACCAAAUACACGGCGAGAACUUCGGAUGUAGGCGAUGAAGUGGAGAAGAAUUGGGUCGAUUUGGGCAUCUAUGGAGCACCGAUCGUGAUUCCCAUGGACGAAGUCGAGUACUUCGACAUCUCAUCCGACCAUGUUCGGCUCGAUCCCCAAACAAACCCCACGGCACCGUACGCGGGCGUCAGCGGCAAAAUCCAAGCGCAGCAUUAUCUCCACUGCGUCAAUCUUCUUCGACAAGGUCUCUGGUACAACAGAGACUACUACCGCGCGCAACGACAUCCCUCGUGGAACGAGGCGCAAGAUGUGCUCUAUGGAGAGUACACGCUGUCGGAAAUUCACACGGCGCAUUGCAUCGACCAGCUGCGACAGCUGAUUAUGUGCGAAGCGGAUAUGAGUGUUGUGCCCUUUCUCGAAGGCAAAGAGGGUAUGUCGUUCUUGGACUUUGAGCGUCCCAAGCAGUGUAGGAGUUGGCAGUCGUUUUUGAAGUGGCAUCGGGAACGGGCGUGGGAGGGUGGCAGAAUUAGUGAGGAGAGAAAUAUCCCCGGGCAUGAGAUUCCUUUCUUUAGUUGGUCGGGUCAUUGAGGUGGUGACAAUUACAACAACG
Messenger RNA from Sphaerulina musiva SO2202, 935 nucleotides. RefSeq lists its product as uncharacterized. NCBI's taxonomy places the organism in Eukaryota, Fungi, Ascomycota, Dothideomycetes, Mycosphaerellales, Mycosphaerellaceae. The transcript is spliced from 3 exons. Gene Ontology annotation, biological process: mycotoxin biosynthetic process. The coding region runs from base 35 to 913 and encodes 292 amino acids. The record is from RefSeq and is a predicted model, not a curated record.